GCGGCUUGUUUUUAACCCCUUCGGUGACAAGAGCUCUGACUACAAACCCCAGUGCUGAUGGGGCCCGCGCCAGGGGUGGGGGUGCCAGAAGGCUGCUCCCUGGUGCCACACUGCAGACCCCUCGGUGCUGAUGGAAGGCCCAGCAGGGGAGAGCCACCUACCCUGGCAGUGAGCAGGCUGAGAACAUCUGAUGUGACCUGGGCACCUGAGGGGCACCCAGCACAGCCGGAGCAUGGACCUGAAAAACCUCCGUUCUUCCAUGCAUCAAGGUGAGUCAUGGUUCUGCCUCUUAGCAGCUUCGUGACUCUGGCCAAGCUCCUCCCUGCAAUGGGCCUCAGUUUCCACAUCGUGGAUGGCACUAAUCACGAUGAAACAACCUGAGGAGACCGUUCUGCUGAUGGAGUGAGCAGAAUCACAAAGCUCUCAAGGCCUAGCCCAGGGCGUGGCAGGCCCGCAGGCGUCCAAGGGAAAAGCACGGAUGUGGGAGAAAGGGUUGCUGGGCCCUCCCGGCUCCAGCCGAGGACAUGGGGCUCAGGGAUAGAGCCCGAUACUGUCCCAGAGCUCUGCUGCGCAGGCGCCUCUUGGGGAAAGUAAGACUCAGUCUCACAAAGGCCUCAGCCCCACUGAAGACAGGCCGAUCCCCCAGUUCCUCACUCCGCUCCUGGGGUCUAUGUCACCAAGGCCUCCUCCAGGGAGCCUUGGCAGCUCCAGAUCCCCCGUGGGCAAGGGGCUGGGAUGGAAAGCCCCACAGCAUGGUGGAAAGUCCACAAUUCUACAAGGGCCUCUUUGUUAACCUCCAGGCAAGAGGCUGGGUAACGCCUGCCCACAGGGGUCAGGCCCCAGCCCGAUGACACAGGUGCACCCGCAAAGAUUUCAGGUCUUUUUAAAAAAGUGAAGUGCAGACUUGGAUCCUGCUUUGCAGUUUUUAAUUCCCCUUUAACUAUCUCUCGGCUAAGGCAUCCACUGACUCACUUAACCAUCUGGGGAGAGAAAAGCCACCAGGUUGCAGGGAGUGACUUCAGGGCAGGAUGGCCUCAAAGGAGAGAAGAAAGCCGAGUUACCAGGAGCAACAGUUACUGGUCAUCCCAAAGCUGCGUGCACUGGUUCCCUGGCACCCCAGGGACUUUUAUGCAUGAACUGUGGAGCCCGUGGGCCCGAGGGUUGCCAUUGAACUUGACGUUAGUGAGCUCUCCCCACGCGAGAGCCUGCCCGUGGAUGAACAAGGAGCAGGCAGGGAUCCCGUGCAGAGCUGGGCUUCUGUACGACUUCCGCUUGCACUUACUUAAAUAUUUUAGCUGUAAAUACAGAACUGCAGGGGAGAGGGCAGGAAACGCAGCGAGCAGCAGCCUGGCCUGGCUGGGGACAGGAUGUGCCUGUUGGAGCGGGGACCGGCAAGGCAGGCAGGCGGGGGGCUUCCCUCUCGGGGUCAUCGGAAGGCACAGCGCAGGGAGCGAGAGAACACACUCCACACGCCCAGGCAUGGGCAGCACGAGGGCCCUGCUGCCAGCUCAGAGCUCCCAGGACAUUCCACACAGGAGCCAGCCUGUCCCGACCCUGCACUGCCUGAUACUCCACAGCCACCACUGGCUUUCUGAGAUGGACCUCCUCCCCCAUAGCUCCCCACGACGUCCCCAGCACCUGACCCCAGGCUGACCACCUCAGUCACCACCUCUGGCCCCACCUUCCUCCCCAGGUUUGUUCCCAAACACCCCCAGAGUCUUUUCCAGACGUGCAGAACGCUCAGGGCCUGGAGGCGGUAGGAGAAACCGAGACCGACCUCCGGUCUGGAGAAGAGGUGCCCGCCACUCCCCAUCCUGGACUCUGGCUGCCCAACAGCAAACGGCACGCCUGCCCACGUGGGACUCUUGGUGACAUCUCUCACCGCAUCAGUUAUCCCCUCAGCCCAGUGCUGCCCGGAUUCAGCCUUCCUGGUACCUUCAUCCACCCUUUAGCCCUAACCCUGCUGGCCAGGUCACUCCCUUCUCCCACUCAGUGGGAACACUCAUGCCCAGAGUCCUCUGGUUCUCUGCAGCCUGCACACAGGGCCUGCCUCCCUGGCUGACCGCAAAGACAAGGGGACUGUGUUACCAAGGCCUCCCAGUGAGGCCACCCUACUCCAGGCCAUGCCUGCGUGGCCGCCACAGCCUCAGCAUCAUUGCAGGCCCCAGGCCUCUGCACCUGCUCCUGCUUCACUGGGGGCAUUGUCCCCACCCAUGUCCACCUGGGACCUUUGACUCCUGCCCACUGCAGCUCCCCUCCAGGACACCUUCCCAGAUGCCCCUGGAAGCUCCUGUCCAGGCCACAGCAUCCCUCAGCCUCUGUCACUGGUCCUAGGACGAUCCCUAGGGAGCUCUCCCUCGGGACCACACUCAGGAGCCCCCUUGUGGGGCCCGCCAUCUUCCUUCUAAAGCACCUGGAGGAAGGAAGUAGGGGGUCAAUGUGAGCCUCAGUCCCCAGGCGAAUGCGCCCCUUUUAACAAUUAGGGAACUGAGGCUCAGAAAAGGAAAGGGCUUGCCUGGCGUCACACAGCCAGCCUAAGAUGGUGAAGUCAGGAGCCUCCCCGGCGACGCCCAGGGCUGCUGUAUGUCUCCUCCAUCAGACUGGGCCUCCAUCCUCCUCCCACAGCCCCAGGCGGGCCCCUGAGUAGGGGCUUUCAGCUUGCGUGGAGGUCCCCCAGGGACACCACCCCGAUCCAGCCUCCAUGGAGGUUCUUGCCGGCCACUGGGAGGGGCCAUUGCACCCCGGGCAGCCCCUGCCAAGGGCCCUGAGGCCCGAGCCUCCCCGCCGAGGGUACCUGUCCCGGCUUUGCCCCAUUCGAGCAGGGCCCUCGGGGAGGCAGGACAGGGCCACAUUGGGAAGUGAGAGGCCCCUGAGUCCCGCGCAGAGCAAGUCUCCGUCCCCAGCCCCCAAAGCAGCUGCCCUGGUGGGUGAGUCAGGCGGGUCCGGAGACUUCCCAGGAGCGAGGGAGGGAGAGCAGCGCCUACAUCACAGGGAAGCGUCCCCGCGGGAGACUCUGGCCCUGAUUGGGCGCCGGGGCGGAACGGCCUUUGCUCUUUGCGUGGUCGCGGGGGUAUAACAGCGGCGCGCGGGGCUCACAGACCCAGGGAGACCGGCGGGCGCACGGCCGGCGCGGACGCCCCACAGCCCGGCCCGGACCCGAGGCCAGGCGAGGGGCUGCCAGUGUCCCGGGACCCACCGCGCCCGCCCCAGCCCCGGCUCCCCGCGCUGACCCCAUGGCGGCGGACGCAGCCCUGCGCCGGCUUCUGAGGCUGCACCGCACGGAGAUCGCGGUGGCCGUGGACAGCGCCUUCCCACUGCUGCACGCGCUGGCCGACCACGACGUGGUCCCCGAGGACAAGUUCCAGGAGACACUUCGUCUGAAGGAAAAGGAGGGCUGCCCCCAGGCCUUCCACGCCCUCCUGUCCUGGCUGCUGACUCAGGACUCCACAGUCAUCCUGGACUUCUGGAGGGUUCUGUUCAAGGACUACAACCUGGAGCGCUAUGGCCGGCUGCAGCCCAUCCUGGACAGCUUCCCCAAAGAUGUGGACCUCAGCCAAUCCCGGAAGGGGAGGAAGCCCCCGACCGUCCCCAAGGCUUUGGGACCACCACCCAGACUCCCCACCAAGAGGAAGGCCUCAGAAGAGCCUCGAGCUGCCGCGCCAGCAGCCCUGACUCCAAGGGGCACCUCCAGCCCAGGCUCUCAGCUGAAGGCCAAGCCCCCCAAGAAGCCGGAGAGCAGCACAGAGCAGCAGCGUCUUCCACUUGGGAACGGGAUUCAGACCAUGUCAGCUUCAGUCCAGAGAGCUGUGGCCAUGUCCUCUGGGGACAUCCCGGGAACCCGAGGGGCCGUGGAGGGGAUCCUCAUCCAGCAGGUGUUUGAAUCAGGGGGCUCCAAGAAGUGCAUCCAGGUCGGGGGGGAGUUCUACACUCCUGGCAAGUUCGAAGACCCCGGUGGUGGGAAGAACAAGGCCCGCAGCGGCGGUGGCCUGAAGCCUGUGGUUCGAGCUAAGGGAGCCCAGGGCGCUGCCCCCGGUGGAGGUGAGGCUAGGCUGGGCCAGCAGGGCAGGGUUCCCGCCCCUCCGGCCCUCCCCAGUGACCCCCAGCUCCACCAGAAGAACGAGGACGAGUGUGCUGUGUGCCGGGACGGCGGGGAGCUCAUCUGCUGUGAUGGCUGCCCUCGGGCCUUCCACCUGGCCUGCCUGUCCCCUCCACUCCGGGAGAUCCCCAGUGGGACCUGGAGGUGCUCCGGCUGCCUGCAGGUCCAGGAGAUGCAGCCCCGGACAGAGGAGCCCCGGCCCCAGGAGCCACCCGUGGAGACCCCGCUCCCUCCAGGGCUUAGGUCGGCGGGAGAGGAGGUGAGAGGUCCACCUGGGGAGCCCCUAGCUGGCAUGGACACGGCUCUUGUCUACAAGCACCUGCCAGCCCCGCCUUCUGCAGCCCCCCUGCCAGGGCUGGACUCCUCGGCCCUGCACCCCCUACUGUGUGUGGGUCCUGAGCGGCAGCAGAGUCCAGCUCCUGGUGCGCGGUGCGGGGUGUGCGGAGAUGGUACGGACGUGCUGAGGUGUGCUCACUGCGCUGCCGCCUUCCACUGGCGCUGCCACUUCCCGGCGGGCACCUCCCGGCCCGGGACGGGCCUGCGCUGCAGAUCCUGCUCAGGAGACAUGACCCCAGCCCCUGUGGAGGGGGUGCUGGCCCCCAGCCCCGCCCACCUGGCCCCCGGGCCUGCCAAGGAUGACACUGCCAGUCAGGAGCCCACUCUGCACAGGGAUGACCUGGAGUCCCUUCUGAGCGAGCACACCUUUGACGGCAUCCUGCAGUGGGCCAUCCAGAGCAUGGCCCGCCCGCUGGCCGAGGCGGCCCCCUUCCCCUCCUGACCCUGGACGGCCGGGACACACAGCUCUGAUGGGAGGGCGCUGAGAAAGACACCGCCUCCCUCAGCCCUGGAAGCCGGCCGGCUGGGACCAAGAAGGGGACAGUGCCACGUCUUGUCAGUCCUCGGCUGUAGACACAGCCCUGUGUUUGUGGGGACACCAGCCAUCAUGUACCUGGAAAUUAAAACCUGUGGUUUCGAGAUA
Piliocolobus tephrosceles (Ugandan red Colobus) is the source of this 5075-nucleotide messenger RNA. RefSeq names its product autoimmune regulator (gene AIRE). Gene Ontology annotation, molecular function: DNA-binding transcription factor activity, RNA polymerase II-specific; DNA binding; translation regulator activity. The record is from RefSeq and is a predicted model, not a curated record. The transcript is spliced from 15 exons. Lineage: Eukaryota; Metazoa; Chordata; Mammalia; Primates; Cercopithecidae. Gene Ontology annotation, biological process: humoral immune response; regulation of transcription by RNA polymerase II. The coding region runs from base 3234 to 4874 and encodes 546 amino acids. Gene Ontology annotation, cellular component: cytoplasm; nucleus.